Orcinus orca (killer whale) is the source of this 6239-nucleotide messenger RNA. RefSeq names its product protocadherin 17 (gene PCDH17). Gene Ontology annotation, cellular component: plasma membrane. Lineage: Eukaryota; Metazoa; Chordata; Mammalia; Artiodactyla; Delphinidae. Gene Ontology annotation, molecular function: calcium ion binding. The transcript has 4 exons. The record is from RefSeq and is a predicted model, not a curated record. Bases 2516 to 5998 code for a protein of 1160 amino acids. Gene Ontology annotation, biological process: homophilic cell-cell adhesion.
AUGUUUAAGCGGCGGCGUGAGGUGAAUAGACUCAGUCAGCAAGAGACGCUGGGGAGAAAGCAGGGACUGCGAGCCCCGCGGAUGCGGCAGCGCGGAGGGCGGCUGGGGAGACGCUACUCCAACUGUUGAAUUUUCACCUUUCAUUUCCACCGAUGCUUUGCUUGCGGAGAUGGAUAUAUUUGCUUUGAAAUCCGCACGUCUUUCGCAGGCUGUGAGCUGAUCGUGACAGGCACCAGACUGAGAGACCACCCGUGACAAAAAAGGAGGACCCCCCCCCCAAAAAAAACCAAAAAAGCAAAAACCUCCACAACGGACUGCACAAUUAACUACGCACACCGGUGUUGGACUUUGUGAAUAGAGAACAUUGAGAGGAAAAUCGUGAAAUAUGAUGCGGGGCUAAUCUGUGAACAGUCACUGUAAUCCAGAUUUGUUUUUCUUUUUUUCCCCCCAAGACUCUGAAAGAUUUGGGGGUUCCUUACGCCUAACAAAAAGGGAAGGUUUUUUGUCGUUGUUUUGUUUUGUUUUUGUUUUUAAAUAAAUACACCUUGCAAAACAGACGCCUUGCUAUCCAGAGCCUCGGACUCCGGCAGAAAGAGGUAGAGUAAAAGUGCUGCUGGAUUCAGCUUCACCUCCUUCCUUCCCUCCCUCCCUUUCUCUCGCUUUUUCUUUUUCUCCAAAACAUGAAUCUGGCUUUUCUUUCUGUAGAGUGAGUCAGAGAAAGCGUUAGGAAGAAGCCACAACUAAUGUCUGUGAAGGGAGGACGAUGAGGCGAGAGUGAAUACGAUUCGUUCCGCUACUUCUGACUCAUCCGGCAGAUCGGAACACCUGCAUUUCUGGAUGUGUCAUUCCCGUUUGUCGAGGCGCCUCGACAACCCGAAAUAGUGUGUAGACAGACCCGUGCCUAGUAUCCCCUGGGCGGUAGCUACCCGGGGAGGGCUCCCCUGGCUGGACCGCCGCGGCCGCAGCUCCUCGCCCGCUGCCCUCGCUAGUCGCCCAGAGAGACUGCGAGAGCGAGACUGCAGAAUGCAUCACGCCAAACCUUGAUGCGUUCCUUUCAUCCAGCCCACUCCUCCUACUAUAGAAAAAAUUGAAGAAAGAAAGAAAAAAAAGCCCGCACUUUAUUCGCUUCAAAUAUUCACCACUUUUAUUCCUCUCCAAGGUUUUCUUUUCUAGAUGAAGAGACCUGGGAGGCAGGGCCAUUGGAAGGAGAUGCUGAAUAGAAAGAAAAGAGAGGCACUUGACAGCCCAGCCCUGUGAAUGCAGAGACUGUUUUCCUUCUAGCGAGAGACAGGGAGAGUGUGUGUGCGAGGACUGGGAGGGUGGCUCCCCCUUCUUUUUUAUUCCUCCUCUCCCUUCCCCUUCAAAUCUGCACAUCCAACCAUGAGUUGCCUGUUGAUUUCCUUUCGCCUGGGAAGAAAAGCAAACUGGAAUUAAACUGCAUCGAGAGAAGUCCUUGCUUGUGGGGAGAGAAUGGGAUGGUAGCGGCGGCUACUGGCUCAGCGUAGAGAAAUUACAGAGUGUGUUCUACCAACAGAGGCGGAGAUACAUCUAUACAUUUUUUCCCCUCCCAGUAGACUCAAACCGCAAAUGCUGAUCAGGCUGUGGCUUUCUUGACUUGGGGAAGAGCCUUUUCCGAGGAAGAGAGGGAGGAGCCUCGUGGAGGGAGGAAACUACAAAUCGGGACACUAGUUCUUUGCGCUGCAUUUCCUCCCCUCCCUUUGGCUGCUCGGAAAGGAGAGAGAGAGAGAGAGGAAAAAAAUAUAUAUCCUUGGCUGGGAGAUGCAGUCUGCCGCCACCGCUGCCUCAGCCAGCAAUGCAAGAUUAGAUCUCUAAAUGCAGCAAAACACCGCCUGAAAACAGACCAACCCGCGAAGCAAGCAGAUAAUUCACAGGGCUCUGGCUAUUUUGAAGCUUCAAAUAUAUUUGACUGUCUCUUCGUUGUUCCUCAUCCCCAGCAAUUUCAUCACAAGAGAGGAGAAACAAGUAAGGAUUUCACUUUCUGAUCUGCCUAGAGACACACCUCCCCGCUCCCUCCCCCACCCGAUGUGAAGAGUAUUCCGGAGGCAAAAAGCUGGAGUGGAUUUGCAGCGCCCUAGCGGGAGCGAGGAAAACCUACGGAUUCUUUAGCUCAUUAUCAUCCUUCCCAAACGCGAUUUCCUUCUUAUCGCUUGUCUCAUCGCUCAAGUUUGAGUCGCCCGAAGUCCGGGCGGGAGAGACAAAGCUCCGGGCUCGCCCCCAGCUGCAGGGAGCCGCCGCCUUGCUCAGUGCCCCUGCAGCUCUGCUGCACCGCUGCUUCUCGCCCAGUGCGGAUGCUGUAGAUCAACAGGUUCAGGGAACUUGAGCGGAAUAAAGAGAGACCGCCGGGUGCCGCAGCCCGGGAGCGGAAGGAAGGAAGGAUCCAUAGACUUGUGGCUUGGAUCGGGGUCGCACGCUGCGCCUGGGCCCCAAGCUGGCGCGCACCCAUCCACUCGCCCCUCCAGUCCGGCUGCUCCUGACAGCACCCCACCGGUCUGGGAUGUACCUUUCCAUCUGCUGCUGUUUCCUCCUAUGGGCCCCUGCCCUGACGCUCAAAAACCUGAACUACUCCGUGCCCGAGGAGCAAGGGGCCGGCACGGUGAUCGGCAACAUCGGCAAGGAUGCUCGACUGCAGCCGGGGCUUCCGCCCGCAGAGCGAGGCGGCGGUGGCGGGCGAAGCAAGUCGGGUAGCUACCGGGUGCUGGAGAACUCGGCGCCGCACCUGCUGGACGUGGAAGCCGACAGCGGACUCCUCUACACGAAGCAGCGCAUCGACCGCGAGUCCCUGUGCCGCCACAACACCAAGUGCCAGCUGUCCCUCGAGGUGUUUGCCAACGACAAGGAGAUCUGCAUGAUCAAGGUAGAGAUCCAGGACAUCAACGACAAUGCUCCCUCCUUCCCGUCGGACCAGAUUGAGAUGGACAUCUCAGAGAACGCGGCCCCCGGCACCCGCUUCCCCCUCACCAGUGCGCAUGACCCCGACGCGGGCGAGAAUGGGCUCCGCACCUAUCUGCUUACGCGCGACGACCACGGCCUCUUCGCGCUGGACGUCAAGUCCCGCGGCGACGGCACCAAGUUCCCAGAGCUGGUUAUCCAGAAGGCCCUGGACCGCGAGCAGCAGAACCACCACACGCUCGUGCUGACCGCUCUGGAUGGCGGCGAGCCGCCGCGCUCGGCCACCGUGCAGAUCAACGUGAAGGUGAUUGACUCUAACGACAACAGCCCCGUCUUUGAGGCGCCGUCCUACCUGGUGGAGUUGCCCGAGAACGCCCCGCUGGGCACCGUGGUCAUUGAUCUGAAUGCCACCGACGCCGACGAGGGUCCCAACGGCGAAGUGCUCUACUCUUUCAGCAGCUAUGUGCCCGACCGCGUACGGGAGCUCUUCUCCAUCGACCCCAAGACCGGCCUGAUCCGUGUCAAGGGCAACCUCGACUAUGAGGAGAAUGGGAUGCUGGAGAUCGACGUGCAGGCCCGAGACCUGGGUCCCAACCCCAUCCCGGCCCACUGCAAGGUCACUGUGAAGCUCAUCGACCGCAAUGACAACGCUCCGUCCAUUGGUUUUGUCUCCGUGCGCCAGGGGGCGCUGAGCGAGGCCGCUCCGCCCGGCACCGUCAUCGCUCUGGUGCGGGUCACUGACCGAGACUCGGGCAAGAACGGGCAGCUGCAGUGCAGGGUCCUGGGCGGAGGAGGGGCGGGCGGCGGCGGCGGCCUGGGCGGGCCGGGCGGUUCCGUGCCCUUCAAACUUGAGGAGAACUACGACAACUUCUACACGGUGGUGACUGACCGCCCGUUGGACCGCGAGACACAGGACGAGUACAACGUGACAAUCGUGGCACGGGACGGGGGCUCGCCUCCACUCAACUCCACCAAGUCGUUCGCCGUCAAGAUUCUGGACGAGAAUGACAACCCGCCUCGCUUCACCAAGGGACUCUACGUGCUGCAGGUGCACGAGAACAACAUCCCAGGAGAGUACCUGGGCUCGGUGCUUGCCCAGGACCCUGACCUGGGCCAAAACGGCACAGUGUCCUACUCCAUCCUGCCCUCGCACAUCGGCGACGUGUCCAUCUACACCUAUGUGUCUGUGAACCCCACCAACGGGGCCAUCUACGCCCUGCGCUCCUUUAACUACGAGCAGACCAAGGCUUUUGAGUUCAAGGUGCUUGCUAAGGACUCCGGGGCGCCCGCGCACUUGGAGAGCAACGCCACUGUGAGGGUGACAGUGCUAGACGUGAAUGACAAUGCUCCGGUGAUCGUGCUGCCAACGUUGCAGAACGACACGGCUGAACUGCAGGUGCCGCGCAACGCCGGGCUAGGCUACCUGGUGAGCACCGUACGCGCCCUUGACAGCGACUUCGGCGAGAGCGGACGCCUCACCUACGAGAUCGUAGACGGUAACGACGACCACCUGUUUGAAAUCGAUCCAUCCAGCGGCGAGAUCCGCACGCUGCACCCUUUCUGGGAGGACGUGACGCCGGUGGUGGAGCUGGUAGUGAAGGUGACUGACCACGGCAAGCCCACUCUGUCGGCGGUGGCCAAGCUCAUCAUCCGCUCGGUGAGCGGCUCUUUGCCCGAGGGGGUUCCCCGGGUGAACGGCGAGCAGCACCACUGGGACAUGUCGCUGCCGCUCAUAGUGACUCUGAGCACUAUCUCCAUCAUCCUCCUAGCGGCCAUGAUCACUAUCGCCGUCAAGUGCAAGCGCGAGAACAAGGAGAUCCGCACUUACAACUGCCGCAUCGCAGAGUACAGCCACCCGCAGCUGGGCGGGGGCAAGGGAAAGAAAAAGAAGAUCAACAAAAAUGAUAUCAUGCUGGUACAGAGCGAGGUGGAAGAGAGGAAUGCCAUGAACGUCAUGAACGUGGUGAGCAGCCCCUCCCUGGCUACCUCCCCCAUGUACUUCGACUACCAGACCCGCCUGCCCCUCAGCUCGCCCCGGUCGGAGGUGAUGUAUCUCAAACCGUCCUCCAACAACCUGACUGUCCCUCAGGGACACGCGGGCUGCCACACCAGCUUCACCGGACAAGGGACUAAUGCGAGCGAGACCCCGGCCACUCGGAUGUCCAUAAUUCAGACAGACAAUUUUCCCGCAGAGCCCAAUUACAUGGGCAGCAGGCAGCAGUUUGUUCAAAGUAGCUCCACGUUUAAGGACCCAGAAAGAGCCAGCCUGAGAGACAGUGGGCACGGGGACAGUGAUCAGGCUGACAGUGACCAAGACACUAACAAAGGCUCCUGCUGUGACAUGUCUGUUAGGGAGGCACUCAAGAUGAAAACUACUUCAACUAAAAGCCAACCACUUGAACAAGAACCAGAAGAGUGUGUUAAUUGCACAGAUGAAUGCCGAGUGCUUGGUCAUUCUGACAGGUGUUGGAUGCCACAGUUCCCUGCAACCAAUCAGGCUGAAAACGCAGAUUACCGCACAAAUCUCUUUGUACCCACAGUUGAAGCUAAUGUUGAGACUGAGACUUACGAAACUGUGAAUCCCACUGGGAAAAAGACUUUUUGUACAUUUGGAAAAGACAAGCGAGAGCACACGAUUCUCAUUGCCAAUGUGAAACCUUAUUUAAAAGCCAAACGUGCCCUGAGCCCUCUCCUCCAAGAGGUCCCCUCAGCAUCAAGCAGCCCAACCAAGGCAUGCAUCGAGCCUUGCACCUCAACGAAAGGCUCCCUGGAUGGUUGCGAAGCAAAGCCAGGGGCUCUGGCCGAGGCGAGCAGCCAGUACUUGCCCACUGACAGUCAGUAUCUGUCCCCCAGCAAGCAACCGAGAGACCCUCCCUUCCUGGCUUCUGAGCAGAUGGCAAGGGUCUUCGCCGAUGUGCAUUCGAGAGCCAGCCGGGAUUCCAGUGAGAUGGGCGCUGUCCUGGAGCAGCUUGACCACUCUAACAGAGAUCUGGCCAGAGAGCCGGUGGAUGCAGAGGAAGUCGUGAGAGAAAUCGACAAGCUUCUGCAGGACUGCCGGGGAAAUGACCCUGUGGCUGUGAGAAAGUGAAAAAAAAAAAAAAAAAAGCAUUGGCAUUUUCUUGUCUCUUCUGUUGAUUUAAAAAUGACCCCUCCUGGUGAAAACCCCAUUUUACAGGGAUAAAGAAAGACCGAUGCUGCUUUAAGGCUUUUAGUGAACAUCUGAAGUGCCCACAAGUAUGUUCUUUUCACUGCUGUUUCUUUUUCAGAAAUAACAAUGGCUUUGUUUUGACCAAACUUAUAUUAGGACAGAAUUAACGAUGUUCAAAGAG